Trifolium pratense (red clover) is the source of this 1244-nucleotide messenger RNA. RefSeq names its product E3 ubiquitin-protein ligase RMA1H1-like. The record is from RefSeq and is a predicted model, not a curated record. Gene Ontology annotation, biological process: ubiquitin-dependent protein catabolic process. Gene Ontology annotation, cellular component: endoplasmic reticulum. The transcript is spliced from 2 exons. Gene Ontology annotation, molecular function: metal ion binding; ubiquitin protein ligase activity; ubiquitin-like protein conjugating enzyme binding. The coding region runs from base 279 to 989 and encodes 236 amino acids. Lineage: Eukaryota; Viridiplantae; Streptophyta; Magnoliopsida; Fabales; Fabaceae.
CAUUUUUGUUAUAUAUUCUGUUUGAUUUCUUUGAUUCCAUUUCCACUGUGCUUCUUUUAUCAUCAUCACCAGGUUAUUGUUUUUAUCAAGAUUGUUGUUUUUGUUUUGCAAGCCUUUACCUUGUAAACUAACAAGGGGUGUUUGGUUUCACUCCUUAGAUCUCGUGUGUUUGGUUCCUUGCAAAGCCUUUUUCAUUACUUUUAUAGAAUUCUGAGGGCUAAAGAAGCAUCGGUAAGUAAUUGUUUGCAACUUGUGAGAAUUAGAUCCUUCAUUGAUUCAUGGCACUUCAGCAUUGUUUUUCACAUGAAUCGAAAACCAUUCCAAAUUCCAUGUCAGAAGCAGAAAAUUCCAAUGGUUGUUUUGAUUGCAACAUUUGUUUAGACUUUGCGCACGAACCGGUAGUCACUCUUUGUGGCCACCUUUACUGCUGGCAUUGCAUCUACAAGUGGCUCCAUGUACAGAGUGAUGAUUCUCUUGGAGUCGACGAACACCCACAAUGCCCUGUAUGCAAAGAUGAUAUAUCACAUACCACAAUGAUCCCAUUGUAUGGCCGCGGCGGCCAUGCUCCACCGAGUGCGAAAUCAUCACAUUGUGAUGAUAGUUUUAUACCACCAAGACCAACUGCUUCAGGUGCUCAAGCUCUUUUGGCAAAAGUAUCUCAAAGCGAACAGCAGCAACAACUUCCAUAUCGUAAUCCUUACCGGGGUCAAUAUUUAAACUCUUCUUUGUACCAACAAGAGGAUGAUGCCACAUCACAAAUGCUCAACCUUGGUGCCUCCAUGACCUCAGGAUCUCACCACCAUCCUUUGGUUGGGAUGUUUGGGGAGAUGGUUUUUGCUGGAGUGUUUGGCAACUCGCCGAAUUCUUAUCAGCAGGCAGGAAGUAAUAGCUCUAGAUUAAGAAGGGAAGAGUUGCAGACUGAUAAAUUUUUGAACAGAAUUACAAAUUUUCUGUUUUGCUGCUUUAUUCUGUGUCUUAUUGUCUUCUGAAUGUGCAGCUAGGGGUGUGCAUGGUUAUGAACCGAACCAAAACCAUUUGAAUUAGUGAAUUAGUGCAGCUAAGAGCUUGAUUUAGUGAAUUAUCAUCAGCUAAAGAAUUUAUGUACUUGUAGUCUACAUUUAGUACACAUCUAUGGAGCUCAAUAUUGCAGAAAAUCACUGUCAGCCAAAACCAUUUGAAUUCCAACCCUAAAAUUAAAUUUACUUAUAUACAGUAAAUAUGAAAUGGUUAAUCAUUAGUACAAU